Molecule: messenger RNA, 11406 nt
Organism: Phlebotomus papatasi
Lineage: Eukaryota; Metazoa; Arthropoda; Insecta; Diptera; Psychodidae
Gene: Dhc36C
Product: dynein axonemal heavy chain 7
Exons: 13
Coding region: 16-11406 (3796 amino acids)
Biological process (GO): microtubule-based movement
Cellular component (GO): dynein complex
Molecular function (GO): dynein intermediate chain binding; minus-end-directed microtubule motor activity; dynein light intermediate chain binding
Source: RefSeq, a predicted model, not a curated record
GGGAUAAUUGAGGAGAUGAAAAAUGAAUAUUUUAUGGCCAUGAAGAAAUCUGUGAUUAACUACGUACUUCAUGAUUCCUUGCCUGAUUCAUUGACUGAAGAAAAAUCCAAUUGGGCAUCCAAAUCCUCCAGAAUCCAGACCAAUUGUGAGCAUCAUUUUGCUGAAAAUCGUGCAAAACUCAUGAAAUCCCUAUUUACCGUGAAUCCAUGCAUGUCCCAAAUAUUAGAGCUCUGGCACACAAACUUUCAGAAGCUUUCCUUUGUCGACUUAGACAAAUUGAUGGCACACGACAAACCCUAUGAUUUACUCGAGUUUACGGCGACAGUUUUGCGACAAAUUGAUGAAACUAAGAAUAUUCUCAAGAAUGAUUGGUACAAUCUAAUCAAAGGGAUCAUCGUAAGAGGUGUUAAGAAGAAUAUAGUUCCCAAGUUCGAUAAAAAGCGUCUAACUAGAAAAUUCUUCAAUGCUACAGCCACAAUAAUGGAGCAAAAUCUUCAAGAUGUCUGUGUCAAUAGCCUCAACAUUUAUUGCCACUAUAUUUGUGACCUAAAUGUUUCUAACAAGAGGUUCAAUUUGACCAUCUUGCUAGAGGAAGAAGAUACUCUGGUCUUCAAUCCUAGUUUUUUCAAGAUCGAAGCUGAAAUUCUGAGAGUUAUUGACUACAUUAUAAAGACAGUAAAGGCAUUCCCAAGGAUUGAAAGCCUCUUCGAUCUUCCGGAUUUCUCAUCAAACCCCUGUCUUCAACCAAUUAUUUCUGAGGCUGCUUUAGAUGACUGUCGCAGUAAGAUUCUCAGAGUGUUGGAGGAUCAGCGGAUAGGUCCAGAAUUGCGAAUGCAGGAUUUUGACGAGUACAUCACAUUGAUGAAUGGACUGGCCUCAGAGCAGAUUGAACAAUUUAUUGGACGAAAGCCAAAAUUUGAGGAAUACUGCGAGCAAAUUCUACAUUUCAAAGAAAUCGAAGGCUCCAUUACCCGAAACAUAAGUGGUGUCAUAAUUCUGGGACUUUAUGAAUUCCAUCGGGAGGGACUCAUUGAAACCCUCGAAAGAUUGGCCAGAUUCAUGCAGAAUGAACUUAUCACAAAUCUCACAGCACAGCAGCAAACAGAGAUUUCGAAUUUUGCCAAAGAGUACGAAAGUAUUUCGAUUAAAGCCAGAAAAAUUCCCAAAGAUACACGAGAAUUGAUGGAACUGAAAAAAUAUGUCCAAGAAACAGAAGAGAAUAAAAUUCCAGAGAUGGAACAGAAACUCAGGCAGAAUAUGAAGGAACUUCUUUGGCUUUUUGAUCAUACAAUUUUUACACCGCUUGAAAUCAAGCAAAACAGCUUGACAUUCCAAUGGUAUCUCAAGAUGCCUAGUGUCUUCAAAGAACAUAAGCAAAUAAUUACUGAGAAGACUUUGGAGUAUCAAGAGAGCCUUCGACGGAGAAUUGAGACUUUCAGAAGAGAUUUAGAGGUCUACUGGGAACAGGUUCAAGACUAUGAGAAUUGGGGGGAUAUUAAACAUCUGGCUAAGUACAAGAGAAAGGCAACUCUUCUGGACAAUAAAUUGAUAAAUGCUCAAGAAAAGAUUAAUCAGAUCAACGAAGAGGAAAGAUCGUACAUGUGGGAAGAAUCUGAGUUUCCACUGAGAAAUGCUACAUACGAGAAAUUGGUACCGCAUAAGAACUUGUUCGAUGCUGGUCAAGACUUUAUGGACAAGUACGAGGUUUGGAUGCAUACACAAGUAGGAACAUUUGAACCAUCUGAUAUAGAUAGCGAUGUGGCUGUAAUCUACAAGACUAUCAUUAUGCUAGAAAAACUAUUUGUAGAUAGUCCUAACACCCAGAAAUUGACCCUUGAUAUCAAAGAUGUUGUAGAUGAGUUCAAGACUCACAUGCCCAUUGUGAGAACACUGGGAAAUUCUGGCAUGAAAGAGAGGCAUUGGGAACAAGUAUCGGAAAUUAUAGGAUUUCCCAUUAAGAUCUCCCCUGAUUUAACUCUCGAGAGAAUUAUAGAAUAUGGCCUAGAUGACUACAUCUCCAAGUUCCAAGUGAUCUCCGAAAGUGCAACGAAGGAGAAUAACUUAGAGAAGGCAAUGACGAAAAUGGUAGAUGAAUGGACAGAUAUGGCAUUCACAAUCAAUCCAUACAGAGAUUCAGGAACUUUCAUUCUCCUAGCCAUUGAUGACAUUCAAAUUCUACUAGACGAUCACAUUAUAAAAACUCAAACCAUGAAGAAUUCUCCCUACAUUAAACCCUUCGCCAAGGAAAUCUUGGCCUGGGAAACCACUCUGGUUCUUCUUCAAGAUAUUCUCGAUAGUUGGCUCAAAGUCCAGAGCAAUUGGAUGUACCUAGAACCCAUAUUUUCCAGUCCGGACAUCCAACAACACAUGCCAGAAGAAGGCAGACGAUUCAGUGCUGUUGACAAGAUUUGGAAGGAUCUCAUGAAACAGGUUGCUAUUGAUACUAAAGUAAUGGCCGUUGUAGAAAUUGAGAAAAUGUCAGACAGGCUCAAAAAGGCUUUCAAUCUCCUAGAAGUCAUUCAGAAAGGACUCAACGCUUACCUCGAAAAGAAGAGGCUUCACUUUCCACGAUUUUUCUUCCUCUCCAAUGAAGAAUUGCUGGAGAUUCUGUCAGAGACAAAAGAUCCAACUAUGGUUCAGAAUCACUUGAAGAAAUGCUUCGAAGGCAUAGCAUCAUUAACAUUCACCGAAGAGCUUGAUGUCACCACAAUGAAUUCUCAACAUGGGGAAGCUAUUGAUUUGAUCGAGGUGAUAGCAACAGCUAAAUCUCGGGGACAGGUUGAGAAGUGGCUCACAGAAUUGGAAGAAGUUAUGAAGAAAACUGUUCUGAAAUCGCUGCAGGGUGCAUACAGUGAUUACAAGAAAUGCAACAGAGAUUCUUGGAUUCUAAAGUGGCCAGAGCAGGCAGUGAUGAAUGUUUCAAAGAUCUUCUGGACACACACUGUGGAAAAAAAUCUGGGAAAGGAUCUAAUGACUUUGGUGGAAAAAUGGGUGGAUAGCAUUGAAAAAAUGUCUCAGUCUUUAAAAGAAGUGCCUGCAGAACGUCAUAGAUUUACUUUAAUUUCCAUGAUCAUCUCAUACAUUCACAGCAGAGACAUAAUAUCCAAUCUGCAGAAAGAGAAAAUUUCCAGUGCUAAAGAUUUUGAAUGGAUAUCUCAAAUGAGGUAUUACUGGACACAAGAUUUGUGUCUCAAGACACUAGAUACAACCCUACAUUAUGGACAUGAAUAUUUGGGAAACACCAUGAGACUCGUAAUUACUCCACAAACUGACCGAUGCUGGAGAUCAACUUUUGUAGCUCUCCAAUACAAUUUUGGAUGCAGUUUCGAAGGUCCAACGUCCAUGGGAAAAACAGAGACUGUCAAGGAUCUAGCAAGAGCUGUAGGGAAACAAUGUAUUAUCUUCAAUUGCUCCAGAAACCUUGAUUUUGUAACCUUUGGCAAGUUUUUCAAAGGACUUGCCUCAUGUGGUUCAUGGUGCUGCUUCAAGAACUUCAACAGUGUCGCAAUGAAGAUAAUCUCCGUGGUAUCUCAACAAAUCCUAACUUUGCAGCGUAGUAUUUCUGCUAAAUCUUCAACGGUAACUUUUGAAGGGACCCAACUUAAUCUCAAUCCCACUUGUGCAAUAUUUGCAACUCUUAUUCGACCCCAAAGGACAUCUACUGAUCUACCUGAUUCCAUGAAAGUCCUUUUCAGACCUAUUUCGUUCACUAAUCCUCAUAGUCGAAUGAUAAUUGAAGUGGAAUUAUACGCUUUUGGAUUCCGGGAGGGCAAAUCUCUCUCCACAAAAAUCAUAAAGCUCUUUGAAUUGUCGAAGGAAUUGUUAACAAAGGUUUCGCACUAUGACUUUGGCUUGAGAACCAUCAAGACAAUCCUAAAUGUGGUAAAAGAUAAGAAAAAAUCUCUUGGAGACUUCAAUGAAGACAAAUUAAUCCUAGACACUAUCAGAUUGGUAUGCAUUCCAAAAUUUAGAGAUGUGGAUUUGCAGAUUUUUGAAGAAAUUCUUGGUGAUCUGUUCCCUGGACAAGAAGCAACAUCUACUCUCUUAGAAUCCGAAGAAAAGAUGAAAGACAUCUUGGAGAAGGUCUUUGAGAAAAAUAACAAAGUUUUUACUGAGCAUUCCUUGGAGAAAAGUCUCCAGAUUUUAAGAAUGUUAGAUGUGGUUCCCGGAAUAGUUAUAACUGGGGGACCAUUUGGAGGGAAAACCACAAAAUAUCGGAUGUUAGCUGAAGCUUUAAGAACAUCUGAAAAUGAUGAGAUUAUCAACGACAAAUUGGAAUAUGUAGUGAUCAAUCCCAAAGCUAUAACCUUUGAUAAAUUCUAUGGGACAUUCGAUGUGCAGACUUUUGAAUGGUCAGAUGGAAUUUUCUCUCAUUACUAUCGAAAAUUCACAGGAUCUCGAUCAAACAACAUGAAAUGGAUAGUAUUUGAUGGACCCAUAGACACCUCUUGGAUGGACAAUCUGAACACUGUGCUAGACGACAACAGGAAACUCUGCCUAGUUUCUGGGGAGAUUAUUCAUUUCAAACCAUCAGUUCGAUUCAUCUUCGAGACUGAAGACCUCAAAGCAGCUUCUCCAGCUACAAUCUCUCGCUGUGGGAUUGUCUACCUAGAACCUGAGCAUCUUGGAUGGAAACCUCUGUUGACGGCAUGGGAAAACACUCUUCCAGAGACCCUCAAUUUAAAUCAGAAAAAUGAUAUACGUGAUCUCUUCAUGAGAUUCUGUCCCCUACUUCUUUGGUUUAUCCGUCAACCUGGUAUUCAUGAGAUGAUUCACACCCAGGAUGCCAAUAUUCUCGUCUCUGUAACAAAUCUUUUUGAUUGCUUCCUAAAAGAUUACGCAGAUAAGAAACAUGUCGAUAGUCUCUCAGAAUUUGAUAUUAGAGCUCAAAUGGAAGGGAUUUUCUUCUUUUCAUGUGUCUGGGCAAUUGGAGGAUCACUGGAUACAUCAAGUCGUGAGAAGUUUUCAAUUCUCUUUCGUGGACUGCUUGAGAAAAAAUUCCCACCAGAUCUAUAUGAAACUUUUGGUAUUCCAGAUGAUUUGAAAGUAGGAGACUUGGCUAGAGCCUACAUCUUUCCCAUUCCCAAGGCAGAGAGUGUCUUUGACUACAGGUAUAUAAAGGAGGGCAAGGGUAAGUGGAAGCUCUGGUCGGAUGAAAUAGCUCAAGCUCCUCCAAUUCCUCGAGAUAUGCCAGUCAAUCAAAUAAUCAUUAGCACGGCAGAAACCAUUAGGAUUUGGGCACUUUUGGAUCUUCUGACGAGUCACUCCAAACAAAUUCUCUUAGUUGGACAUACAGGAACGGGCAAGAGUGUUUAUACGUUGGAAUUUCUAAAUAAGAAACUCAAUGGAAAUCUCUUCAAGCACCAAUUUCUUUGCUUUUCUGACCUCACCACAGCCAGUCAAACCCAGGAGAUUAUCAUGUCAAAACUGGACAAGCGAAGAAAGGGAGUCUUUGGACCCCCACUUGGUAAGAAAUGCAUCAUCUUUAUUGAUGACCUGUCCAUGCCAAUUAAAGAAAAAUGUGGUGCUCAGCCGCCUAUUGAACUGUUACGAAUGUGGAUGGAUCAUCGGAUGUGGUAUGAUCAGACAGAAAAUGUACCAAUAAAACUUAUUGAUAUUCAACUCCUUUGCGCAAUGGGAUCAAGAGGAGUAGGAAAUAUAAUCACACCCAGAUUUACGAGGCACUUCAACACCAUUGCAAUUGAUAAUUUUGUUGAUGACACCCUAAAGGCUAUUUUUAGCAAGAUUGUCCUGUGGCACUUGGAUACUAGAGGAUUCUCUAAAGAAUUUGAUCCCUGUAUCGAAGAAAUUGUCCUGUCUACCCUGGAGAUAUACAAUAAAGUAAAAGUACGACUUUUACCAACUCCCAAGAGACCACACUACAUUUUCAAUCUCAGAGACUUCGCGAGGGUCGUGCAGGGAGUGCUACUGUCAGUCCCAGAAGCCAUUGAAGACCUCAGUGGUAUGAGGAGACUUUGGGUUCAUGAAGUUCUCAGAAUCUACGGUGAUCGUCUCGUAGACAUUGAAGAUAGAAAGUGGUUAUUCGACAGUUUAUGCGAAGUUACUGAAACGUGCUUGAAGACAACAGCUGCGGAACUUCUUCAGAGAUUCAGUGAAUUUGGUGAUACGCUUCAUGAGAACGACAUGAGAAAGUUAAUCUAUUGCGAUUUUACCAAUCCCAAAGCUGACACCAAAAACUACAUUGAAGUUCAGGAUAUUGAUGAGUUGACCAAUGUUGUAGAAGCCUAUCAAGUGGAAUUCAACAACAUGUCAAAGAAACCCAUGGAUCUAAUUCUCUUCCGUUUUGCUAUUGAGCAUCUCUCGAGAAUCUGUCGGAUUCUAAAGCAACCACGGAGUCAUGCCCUCCUUAUCGGAGUGGAUGGUUCAGGUAGACAGAGUCUCUCGCGCUUGGCAUCUCACAUAAUGGAUUAUGAACUUUUUCAAGUGGAAAUCACGAAAAAAUACGAUAAAGACGAAUGGAGGCUUGAUAUUAAAAAUAUUCUCAAACGAAUCUCUACAAAUGAAUUACAUGGGGUGUUUCUCGUAACAGACAAACAGAUAAAGGAAGAAUCUUUCCUAGAAGAGAUCAAUAAUCUUUUAAUCUGUGGCGAAGUACCCAAUAUCUUCUCGACUGAUGAUAAGGAGGAGCUCAUUGAAAGGAUGCGCCAAAUAGACAGUCAGAAAGAAAAGAGUCUUCAGACAGAUGGAACUCCUGUAGCUCUCUUUAACUACUUCGUCCGUGUGGUCAGAGAACAACUUCAUAUUGUUCUCUGUAUGUCUCCCGAAGGACCAACCCUACGCACUAGGAUCCGAAAAUUUCCAUCCGUGGUCAAUUGCUGUACAGUCAAUUGGUUUCAGGAGUGGCCAGAAGAUGCCUUGGUAUCUGUAGCUUCAAGAUAUCUUACAUCAAUUAUUCAAGAUGUUGCUAUUCGUACCAACUACAUUGAUACCUUCAUCUUCUUCCACAACAGCACAAAAUCGGUAUCUCAAGAAAUGUUUCUGCGUCUUCAACGUCGUAAUUAUAUUACCCCAAUUAUUUACAUAGAACUCAUUCAGAACUUCAAGACAAUGCUACAGAAUAAAAGGACUCGACUGACUGAUAAGCGCAAUAAGUACCUUGCAGGAAUUGAGCAAUUAACAAAUGCAGCAGAACAAAUAAAGAUUAUUCAGGAUCAACUUGAAGUGCUAGAACCAAAGCUCAAAACAACUUCGGAUAUUGUAGCUGAGCAGGCAGUUAAGGUACAGGCGGAAUUUGAGAGAUUGGUUAUUCAGAAGGAACAUAUUAAACGAGAUGAAGCAAUCACGGCAGAGAAAGCAAAUGCUGUAGCUAAGAUCAAGGAAGAAUGCAGUACUAGACUUGGAGAAGUACUUCCGGAUGUUGAAUCAGCUAUUGAUUCAUUAACUACUCUUACACCUGCGGAUAUCCUUAUCGUUAAAUCCAUGAAAAAUCCUCCAGCUGCAAUUAAGAUUGUCCUAGAAGGGAUUUGUAUUCUUCGUGACAUUAAACCUGAUAAAGUUCCCGGACAGAAUGAUGAUUAUUGGUCCCCAUCAAAGCGUCUCUUGGCUGAUCCUUCUUUCCUAGACAGUCUUAUCCAAUUUGAUAAGAACAGCGUAACUCCGCGAAUUAUGGAAGUUUUUCAGCAGAGACCUGUUUUGACCUUUGACAUGGAAAAAGUAAAGUCAGUUUCUAUGACCUGCGAAAUCCUCUUUAAGUGGGUCCUUGCUGUAGCUAACUACGGGAGAGUUCUUGAGAGCCUUGAACCCCGGAAGCAAGCUCUUAUUGAAGCAGAAGCCAUAUACAAUACCGCUAUAGAUUCCCUCAACAUUAAAUUGGAACAGUUAUCAUCGGCAGAAGUGAGUCUAGCUGAUCUACAAUCUCACCAUGAUGCUAAACAGGAGGAAUUUCGUCUACUUCAAAACGAAUUUGAGGCAUCUACGAAAAAACUACAGCGUGCCAAUGAAUUAAUCAACACUCUCGAAAGUGAGAAAGAUGGAUGGAAGGAUAUAGCAGAUAGACUAGAGGCUUCUUUCGAUAAGGUUACGGGAGAUAUAAUAAUUUCUUCUGGAAUAGUUUCCUACAUGGGUGCCUUUCCUGUUGAAUUUCGACAAAAACUCUUGAAGAUGUGGCUCGAAAAAAUUAAUGCACUGGACAUUGUACAUUCUGUUCCCUUCCAAGUAGACAAUACCCUCGAGGAUCCUGUCCAAAUAAGACAGUGGAACAUCUGUGGACUUCCCUCUGAGACUCAUCCAAUCGAAAAUGCCGUAAUUAUUAAAUAUUCAAAGAGGUGGCCUUUGAUGAUCGAUCCUCAAUUCCUGGCCAACAGCUGGAUUAAGAAUUUAGAAAAGGAAAAUAGACUGUGUGUAAUUCGUUUCCAUCAGCCUGACUAUAAUCGUGUCCUGGAAAAUUCCAUUCAAUUCGGACUUCCAGUUCUUAUUGAGAAUGUGGGUGAAGAAUUGGAUCCUAUGCUAGAGCCAAUUCUCAAAAAGCAGAUCUUCAAACAGGGCGGUGUCUAUUGCAUCAAAUUGGGCGAAAAUAUAAUUGAAUUCAAUGAAUCAUUCCGCCUAUUUAUCACCACAAAACUUUACAAUCCUACAAUUCCUCCAGAUGUGGCAGUAGAUGUUAAGAUAAUCAAUUUUGUUGUGACUCGAGAGGGUUUGAAUAAUCAAAUAGUUUCUGCUACAAUUGGUCGAGAACGUCCAGAUUUGGAGUCUGAACGUAAUCAGAUUGUCAUGCAGAGAGGUGAUACGGAGAAACAACUGAGAGAUAUUGAGGAGAAUAUCCUAGAAAUUCUGUCUACAGAAAAAGAAAUAUUGGAAAAUGACAAAGCUGUACAGAAUCUCAGUACAUCCAAAGGUCUCCUCAAUGAAGUUCAGGAAAAGCAUAGCGUAGCUAAGCAUACGGAGAAACAGUUGGAAGAUGGACGAGUGGUUUACAAUCAAAUUGCUGAUCAUUGUUCAACGUUAUUCUUCUCAAUAGAUCAUCUCAGCAAUAUCAAUCCCAUGUACCAGUUCAAUUUGAAAUGGUUUAUCAGCGUUUACCUCACUGCCAUUGAUAAUACUGAAAAGUUGGAUGAUAUCAAUGCCCGUCUUCAGGGACUUAAGAAAUACUUUACUAGAAGUUUCUUCUUCAGUGUCUGUCAGAGUAUUUUCCACAAGGACAAACUCGUCUUGGCACUAAUUCUCUCUUUUAACAUUCACAAUUUCGACAAAGAAGAAUGGAUGUUUCUUCUUACUGGAACAACAGCUGUGCCCUGUGAUUUUCCAGAAUCCCCAUCUGAUGCAUUGUCUCCAAGAACUUGGCGAGAAAUUUGCUAUCUAACCAAAUUUUCUCCUUUUAAAGAUAUCAUCGAACAUAUUUCUGAGAAUUUGAAUCAUUGGGAAGAAGUCCUGGAGUCAGAGAAUCCUCUUGAAAAAAUCCCAGAACCUUGGAAAACUGACUUGAGUGACUUCCACAAAUUGCUGGUUCUCCGGUGUCUCAGAAGGGAUAUCUUAAACCACAGUGUUACGGAUUUUGUAGCAAAAAACCUCGGGAAGGAUUUUAUUGAUCCUCCACUACCUACUCUGGAUUCCUGCUUUGAAAUUUCCAAUUCUUGUACACCCAUCGUCGCUAUUCUGGAACCAGGAUAUGACUUUACGGAAUCUCUUUUGAAAUUUGCUCAAAACAGAGGAAUUCCAGAUGACAAGGUGGUUCUUGUGACUCUGGGAAAAGCUCAGGGAGAAAUUGCUGCUCAGAUCAUUGAGGAGGGCAUGAAAUCCGGUAGUUGGGUAGUUCUUUUAAAUUGCCAUCUGGCAAACAAUUGGCUAACAACAUUAGAAGGUAUCUGUGACUCCUUCACCACAGAUACAACUCAUCCGGAUUUUCGACUCUGGUUGACAUCCCUACCAACGAAGAAUUUCCCACCAUCCUUACUUGCGAACAGUGUGAAAAUUACCAGGGAGCUCAGUGAUGGUCUCCUGAGGAAUCUCACUCAAAAAUUCAAAUACUAUUCACAAAAAGAAGAUCCAGAUGAUUUCCAAAGAAUCCUCUACAAACUCUGCUGCUUCCACAGCAUAAUCCUCGAAAGGAAGCACUUUCGAGAGAGUGGAUGGAAUGUUCAGUACGAUUUUAAUGAUCUGGAUUUAUUAGUAAGCGUAAGGAAUCUUCGGAAAUUUUUCUCAGGAACGGAUGAAGUAACCCUUAAAACCUUGUUUCACAUCAUUGAAUUCAGCAACUAUGGUGAACGGGUAUCUGAUCUAUGGGAUCAACGUUUACUCUCUAUCCUCUUCAAAUCCUUCGUUAUAAGUCAGAUUGAUGAAGAACAGAGAAUCAAAAAUACCUUUUCAAUCCCAGAAGAUACAAAUCAAGAAAAUUUUAUGCACUUUAUUGAUAAUUUAGCUAUUGAAAAUAUUCCUAAUGCUCUGGGAUUGCACAGAAAUGCUUCCAAUGUGAAAGAUGACGAAGAUACUAAAGAACUACUGGACACAAUACUUUCAAUUCAAGAUCGUCAGGAUUUAGUGCAACUCCAGAAGAAUAAUUUAUUGGAAGAUUUAGAAGAGAAAGUUCUCAAGACUUCUCAAGAGAUUCUCUCAAAAAUCCCCGAAAUAUUCAAUCUAACAGAAGUCAAGGCAAAAUAUCCCAAAUCAUACACAGAAUCUCUAAAUUUCCUGCUAUUCCAGGAACUGUCGCAGUACAAUCAAUUAAUCCAGUUCAUCAGGGAUCAGCUGAGAAAUGUGAUAAAGUGCAUCAAUGGUACUGCAAUUUUAACACCACAAAUGGAAGAUGCUAUUGACUCUAUAGCCAAAGGACAAGUGCCAGGAAAGUGGCUAAAAUUCUCCUAUCCAACCAGAAAACCUCUAGGAAGUUUCAUUGAAGACCUCCACCACAGAAUAACGUAUUUCCAGGUAUGGGAUUAUGAUAGAAUUUGCAGUGGCGGACUUAGGUUAAAGGGCAAUUGGGUCGACAAUGGCAUUCCAUCGUCAAUUUGGCUUCCGGGCUUCUACUCACCGAGAGCUUUUCUGUCAACCAUUCACUUAAACUUCACGCGGAAGCACAAAAUUCCCAUUGAUUCAAUUGAAUUUGACUUUUCAGUAGGAAUUGGGUCUCAAGAUAAAGAUGAGACUAGAAUCUUUGGACUGUUUCUGAGCGGAGCAAGAUUUGAUAGAGAUAAAAAUUGCCUCGAUGAACUGAAUCCUCAUCAGUUGCAUGAUCAACUGCCAGAGAUUGCAUGCAUUCCGAGAAAAAAUGGGAAGAAAGUGGAAAACACAUACCUCUGUCCAACGUAUGUUCUCCGAUGUGACCGCAAAGACAUGGAAGUAUCACAGAAUGGAAAUGGAUUUAUCAUGACAAUUCCACUGAAUAUCUCCAGCGAUUCUUCAGCAGAUCACUGGAUUCUUCGUGGAGUUUCAGCACUUUGUCAACUCAAUUAA